AUGUUAGAAAAUUUGGUUUUUCUACUGAGUGAUGUCUGCCAGGUCAUGGGCUUUAGAAUUCCCAGUACAUCUGAUGCAGACAAAUCCAAUAGCUUUAGAAUUCCCAGUACAUCUGAUGCAGUCAAUUCCAAUAGCUUUAGAAUUCCCAGUACAUCUGAUGCAGACAAAUCCAAUAGCUUUAGAAUUCCCAGUACAUCUGAUGCAGUCAAUUCCAAUAGCUUUAGAAUUCCCAGUACAUCUGAUGCAGUCAAUUCCAAUAGCUUUAGAAUUUCCAGUACAUCUGAUGCAGUCAAUUCCAAUAGCUUUAGAAUUCCCAGUACAUCUGAUGCAGACAAAUCCAAAAGCUUUAGAAUUCCCAGUACAUCUGAUGCAGACAAAUCCAAUAGCUUUAGAAUUCCCAGUACAUCUGAUGCAGACAAAUCCAAUAGCUUUAGAAUUCCCAGUACAUCUGAUGCAGUCAAUUCCAAUAGCUUUAGAAUUCCCAGUACAUCUGAUGCAGACAAAUCCAAUAGCUUUAGAAUUCCCAGUACAUCUGAUGCAGACAAAUCCAAUAGCUUUAGAAUUCCCAGUACAUCUGAUGCAGACAAAUCCAAUAGCUUUAGAAUUCCCAGUACAUCUGAUGCAGACAAAUCCAAUAGCUUUAGAAUUCCCAGUACAUCUGAUGCAGACAAAUCCAAUAGCUUUAGAAUUCCCAGUACAUCUGAUGCAGACAAAUCCAAUAGCUUUAGAAUUCCCAGUACAUCUGAUGCAGACAAAUCCAAUAGCUUUAGAAUUCCCAGUACAUCUGAUGCAGACAAAUCCAAUAGCUUUAGAAUUCCCAGUACAUCUGAUGCAGACAAAUCCAAAAGCUUUAGAAUUCCCAGUACAUCUGAUGCAGACAAAUCCUCGUAUAUGAAAGCAGACAGUGGUUUGCGCUAA
Molecule: messenger RNA, 918 nt
Organism: Biomphalaria glabrata
Lineage: Eukaryota; Metazoa; Mollusca; Gastropoda; Planorbidae
Product: putative surface protein SACOL0050
Exons: 3
Coding region: 1-918 (305 amino acids)
Source: RefSeq, a predicted model, not a curated record